AUGCCAUUAAAUUUGUUGUCCCUUUUGUUGUUGAAGCCUUCCUUGGCGCAUAUUCGUGACCAACAACACUUUCCAACAUGGCACAGCCUGAGUAGCAAUAAUGAAAAUAUAAGAUUGACCAAUAGGGUGGAAGGACCCAACAAUCUUGGACACUCUCAAAAUUCUCGGGAUCCUAAGUAUGAGUAUGGGGCAACAAAUUAUAUCAACAUACUUCUCCAGCUUGAUCGUAUUCCUACAAUUUACAACCUUUUAGCAAGUAUAAUGACAUGGAUUCUUCUGGCUGGUUAUUUGAUACUACCUUUAACCUUCACUUCACUGCAGAACUCGACUGCAGUAGCCGAGAAAACUGGUAAAGCUGGUACUGUUGUGUUAAGAGCAUAUUGGAAUCUGCCAUUAUUAUGGGUGGCUGCAAUAUUUUGUGUAAUAGGUGCUUCUGAUAUGACAUGGCUCUGGUGGAUGUGGAAAUGGAACUAUAUUUAGUUGAUAAACCGGAUCAUAUUGAACCUACUGAAAACUAGUGGAAGGCCUGGCUUCAUAAAUUUGAUUACGGGGUUGGGUACAACUGUGAUAAACAUUUACACAGCGAGAGGAGGGGUUUGGUCAGUUACGGCGAUCGUGACCACAGCUGUGACAGGAACUUGCACGGUUUUCAUAGUAAUAAUGUUGGCACUAUACCAUUUCAAGCUCUUGGGGAAUGUCAAGAAAGACCAUGAGAGACGGAUGGAAAGAAUCCAGAGAGCUGAUAGAAGCCUAAGUUGGUCAGAUUACUAG
Messenger RNA from Botrytis porri, 771 nucleotides. RefSeq lists its product as uncharacterized. The coding region runs from base 1 to 480 and encodes 159 amino acids. NCBI's taxonomy places the organism in Eukaryota, Fungi, Ascomycota, Leotiomycetes, Helotiales, Sclerotiniaceae. The transcript has 2 exons. The record is from RefSeq and is a predicted model, not a curated record.